AUGGCAGGUACCACGGACACAACUCAAAAUUUACCUGGAGGUGUAGCGCGUGCACCCACAACGGCGCACGUUCACGCAGUUGUUGAAGAAACACCCGCUCAAGAAAGGGUCGGAGCUACCGACGAUAAGAUCCUCGCAGCGCUUGCCGACGUCACCAGCCGCCUGGCGAGUCUCGAGUCGUCUCAGAGGGUGCGCGACGAGGAUAAGCGAAUGCUCGGAGCUGUGGAGAGAGGCAUGUUGGCAUCGAAUCUCGGCGCGAAAUUGCGCGGCCGGCCGAUGACGAUUGACGCGCUUGGAGAUGCGGAAAAGAAGCCGCCAGCGGCGCGCGCGUACCAGCGCGCAGCGGAACUCGGUGCGUCGCGCUUUGCGUCACUUGAGCCGCCGCAGCCGCAGCAUCGCGCGCCGAUGUACGCAGCUUCAUCGUAG
Messenger RNA from Hyaloperonospora brassicae, 426 nucleotides. Lineage: Eukaryota; Oomycota; Peronosporomycetes; Peronosporales; Peronosporaceae. The record is from the annotation of a GenBank genome assembly.